ACAUUUGUCUUUUUGAACCUGUGAUUUCUGCAGCUAUGUCGGCUCAGGAGCUCUUUGUCGCUGCAGCUCGUGAAUGUCUGUCCGCUGGUAGAAAGUCUCUCUCGGUCCCUCAGAGUCUGGACCUGGCUGCUCAGGUCUCGGCUGUUGAUUUGGGAUUGAAACCAGCUUUAUUGUACGAUAGCAACGGCGCCGGUGCAGAUCAGGUGCAGCGGUAUUUGAGCUCUUUGCAGUCUUCGCAGCUUGUGUCUAAAUCACUUCUCACACUAGAUCUGAACGGAAACGCUCUCAUUGUCAAUCCGGUUACAGUCAGAACAAAUGUAGAACAGCUGUUUCACGAUGGCGGCGUGUCUGUGAUCGACGUCCGCCACUCGCUGGAGAAACCUGCCGUCGCUGACCCGCUCACAGAAGAGCUGAAGAGCAUGACACACGAUUUACUGCUUCUCCUGAGAGGGUUCGAACUGAAGGAGGCUGAGAAACCUCAUUAUGUCGGAGAGAAAUCAGAGGACUGGAACCUGUGCACAGUGUUCGGUCUUUUACUGGGUUACCCUGUCACCUACUGGUUCGAUCAGACCAAGAGCUUCGAGAACUGUCUGUCUAUGACUCCCCUGAUGGUGACUACAGCUUCAGCCACAUGGCUUCCAGACUCCGCAGGUCACACGUGUCGUCUGUACUCCUUCAGCGUCCCGGCCGCUCUGCUUCAAGACACGCAGCCCAACCUGGAAAACUGGAGGCUUCGUUUACAGGAAAGAUUUCAGCAGCAAAAUGUCCUAAAAGAUCUCAGAGUUUGUCAGUCCACAGUCACGCUGCCUUCAGUCUGUUUGUGAUGCGAGCAUAUUUCGUUACAAUAAACUGUAUGUGAGAACAUGUGGGUUUACUCUUAUCGCUCCAUUAAACUGUUUCAAAACA
Molecule: messenger RNA, 906 nt
Organism: Larimichthys crocea (large yellow croaker)
Lineage: Eukaryota; Metazoa; Chordata; Actinopteri; Sciaenidae
Gene: cvih1orf74
Product: chromosome VI C1orf74 homolog
Exons: 1
Coding region: 36-824 (262 amino acids)
Source: RefSeq, a predicted model, not a curated record